Tuber aestivum (summer truffle) is the source of this 2627-nucleotide messenger RNA. NCBI's taxonomy places the organism in Eukaryota, Fungi, Ascomycota, Pezizomycetes, Pezizales, Tuberaceae. The record is from the annotation of a GenBank genome assembly.
AAGCCCCAAAAACCAACACCUCUUCCACACUGGUAUUGAGACAAGAGAGGGUGGAACAGGUGUGUGGACACUAACCUGUCAGGGCUGCCAAGACAGUAAGUGGCAGAGCCACUCUGGCGACUUGAGAAUCUCGCGGCGCCGGAAGAGACGGUAGGAAACAUGAAUGUGGUAUAAAACGCUUGGCAUGUGUGCGGCUCUGGCGGUGCCCCGGAUGGAGAAAAAAAAAACAGAACACUUUCCCCCACUACAACCUAGAUUCAAGGUCUCCCUAUGACAACAUUCUGCGCAAGUCCGCCUAUCGCCAAUUGGAUUCUUUCAAAUAUAAAAUGGCCAAAGACAAAUAUCGGAAGAAGGUCUCUGAUGAGCCAAAGGUUCCCGUGACACGUUUGUUUCUUCCCAGCUCACUCUCUACUCCAGAAGCAGGCCGUCUUCAAGCUAAUUUUUAUCCAAUAGUGGACGAGCGGUUCACCCCAAUUCACAGUGACCCCCGCUUCGCCCUCCCCCGUCGCAAAGAUGCAAAACUCAAGGUCGAUAAGCGCUUUGAGCGCAUGUACAAGGAUGAGUCGUUCGCGGCGAAAGCCAGUGUAGACAGAUACGGCCGGAAGAUUGGAAAAGAUGCUGGGAAGGAGGAAAUCAAGCGGUACUACCAUAUCUCCGACGAGGAAGAUGAGGACGAAGAGGAAGCACGAGCAUACGACCCAGCAAGAGGCGAAGGUGUAAUUUCAACUUCUGAGGAAUCAAGCGAUGAGGAAGACGAAGAAGUUGGAGAGGCGGAGGAGGAAGCGGUGAGGGCUCAAAUGGAGGUUCAGAGGGAGAUCCCCAUGGGAGAGGUUAGUAAGAGGUUUGCAGCGGUGAAUUUAGACUGGGAUAAUGUUCAGGCGGUGGACCUUUUAAAGGCUUUCUCGAGCUUUGUCGCUGGAGGUGGAAGCAUUGUUAGCGUGACGGUCUAUCCGAGUGAGUUUGGCAAAGAGAGGAUGGAAAGGGAAGAGAUGGAGGGGCCGCCUAGAGAGAUUUUCAAGCCAAAGGGUAAGGCCAGGACUAUUGGCAGUGAUGAUGAGACCGGAAACCAGGACGAGGAGGUCAACGAGAAGACCAUCAUUAAAGAGGAUACGGGAGAGGAGUUUGAUAGUGGCAAGCUGAGGAAUUACCAAUUGGAGAGAUUGAGGUGUGCUCUAGUGAUACCGUUUAAAUUGUGAAAGCUACAAUCGAGCUAAUCGGGUGCGGUAGCUAUUAUUACGCAGUAGUAGAAUGCGAUUCCCCGGAGACUGCGAAACAUAUUUACGAGCAAUGCGAUGGUGCAGAAUAUGAAGCUACUGCGAAUUUCUUUGACCUCCGAUUUAUCCCAGAUGAAACAUCUUUCGAAGAUGAUAAACCUCGAGAUAGGUGUACCGAGGUUCCAGAAAACUACAAACCUAUUGAUUUUUCCACAGACGUAUGCCUUCGACAUCAUGAUAUCAUGAACAGCCACUAACACCUAUAUUCCAGGCACUCCAACACUCUAAAGUCAAACUAACCUGGGAUGAAGACGAUCAACAGCGAAAACUUGCUACCAAACGUGCCUUCUCCCAGCGGGAUAUGGAAGACAUGGACCUAAAGGACUAUCUAGCUUCAAGCGACAGUGAAUCCGAGUCCGGAGCUCGCGAGGCAGCAAAGGAUAAAUACCGGGCUCUGCUAUCCGCUACUGGUUUCGGAAAGAAGGACGGGCCCGAGCUAGCAGGCGAUAUGGAAGUCACAUUUGCAUCAGGGCUAAGCGAAAAGGCCAAAGGUCGAAAAGUCAUUGAGGAGGAUGAAGAAGCAGAAACCACAAUAGCCAAGUACGCCCGAAAAGAGAAAGAGCGAAAGCAACACCGGAAAGAAAGGCUGAAAGGCGCACGAGAAGGGAAUGGCGGGGGCGACAAGCCCGGGAAGGCGGAGGAUGAAGCGGGAGACAUAACCACAAACCUAGGCUUCAAUGACCCCUUCUUCGCCGAUGCCCCAGCCUCAAAAUCUGCCGAAAAGAAGGAAAAGAAGCGCAAGGACCGAGAAGCAAAAGCUGCUGAAGCUGCCGAAAACGCGUCCAAACGCGCGGAACUGGAACUCUUGAUGGCGGGCGAAGACGUCAAUGCCGACGACAAAAAGCUCCACCACUUUGACAUGAAGCAGAUCGUUAAAGCUGAGAAAAAGAAGGGCAAGAAGAUCAAGCGUAGAAAGGAGGGGCCCGAGCCUGAGGGAAUGCAGGAUGGGUUCGAAAUAGAUGUUAAGGAUCCUAGAUUCGCGGCUGUUUAUGAGAAGCAUGAGUUCGCGAUUGAUCCGACAAACCCGAGGUUCGUGAAGACAAAGGCUAUGGUUAAGCUUUUAGAGGAGAGGAGGAAUAGGACGCAGAAGAGGGAUAAUGAUGAGGGGAAGGAGGUCGAAGGCAGGGGAGAGGGGAAGAAGCGAAAGGUGGACAAGCCGGAUAAGGGCGGAAAGGAUAAGGAUGAGCUCAAGAGGCUAGUGCAGUCACUAAAAAGCAAGUCUAAGGAGUAACGGGUGUUAUGGACGCACAGCGGUUUCUGGAGUAUACAGGUGUUGUUGUAGUUGUAGAUGGCUGUAUGAUAGAUAUCCUCUGAAUAUCCAAAGGCUUUCGGAAUAUUGAUGAAGUCUACCAG